Kazachstania africana CBS 2517 is the source of this 1248-nucleotide messenger RNA. It is a transcript of the gene ETT1, whose product is annotated as Ett1p. The record is from RefSeq and is a predicted model, not a curated record. Gene Ontology annotation, cellular component: nucleus. The coding region runs from base 1 to 1248 and encodes 415 amino acids. Gene Ontology annotation, molecular function: protein binding. The transcript has a single exon. Gene Ontology annotation, biological process: translational termination; positive regulation of SREBP signaling pathway; positive regulation of cellular response to hypoxia. NCBI's taxonomy places the organism in Eukaryota, Fungi, Ascomycota, Saccharomycetes, Saccharomycetales, Saccharomycetaceae.
AUGGCUAAGAGACCAUUAGGAAUUUCCCAAAAGAAUAAAUCAAAGAAACAAAAGAAGGAGACCACUCCAGUUUCAAAAGAAAACUCAAACUCUCCGCAACUGACUUUCCAAGUUAACGAAAAUGAAGAUCCAGAAAAUGAAAUUACUCAACUGAAGACCCUUUUAAAAUCAUAUUUAGAUUCUCCAAGGGACACCGAGACUUUGCUAAAUGGUGUUAUUAACGAAUGUAACUCUGCUAUAACCGCUAAGAAUGAAACACUUUUAAACGACAUUGAAUUUUAUGUAAUUUUUGCCAUUGCACUGUCUGAAUUAUCUGUGUUCAAAGUCAAUGACUCUAAAUUGAGGAUUAAUGAUAUCUUCGAAAAUGCAAUGGAUGCCAUAAAGUUGGGUAUGGAAAAAAACUUCAAAGACACUUCAAAAUUGAGAUUAAUCGUCUCUAAAAUCAUUUUUCAAAGAAUCCCAUUAGAAUACAUUUCCAAAUUGAAAGUUAGUAGUACCAAGAUUGCUAACAUCGAUCUUUCCAAGAUGUUGAAAGAAGGUAUUGAAUCAUUUUCUGUCAUAAGAGAAAAGGAUAUGGACCAAUUGGAAUUAUGCUUUGAAAUAUUAAAAAGUUUUGAUGAUUUAUUAGAUAUUGUAGAAAAUUUUGGUACUGAGAAUAAUCUAAAGGAAGGUUUAGAUAGUGAUGAUGAUGAAGAAUUGGAUGAGGAGGAAGAUGAAGAGAUUGUUUUGAAGAAGAAUCAUCCUCUACAUGGAAUUAAGAACAAUCUUCAUAGUCAUUACAAAUGGUUGAAGAAUCAAUUCAUUGAAUUAUUUGAAUUUGUUUCUGAAACUUAUAAAGGUAGUAAAUUAUACCACUCCAUUGCGAAAUCUACCGGUGAAUUAUACUUGAAAGAUGCUGAAAUUCCAUCAAGUACCUAUGUAAGAUUACAAUAUGGACAUGAUGAUGGAGGUGAUGAAGAAAUCACGUUAACUGAAGAAGAAGAGAAAUUAGCUGCUGAAUCUCAAAAGGAGGCGUUGAAUUUGAUAAAAUCUGCAUUGGAAUAUCUAGAUAAAGCGCAAAUUUCUGAUGAUCCAGAAACUUGGGUUCAAGUUGCAGAGGCUUACAUCGAUUUAGGAAAUAUCCACGACUACGGUUCGACUGAACAAGAAGACGCCUACAAGAAAGCUGAGGAGCUAUUGAAGAGAGCCAACGUGGCAUCUCACAAUAAAUAUGAAGAUAUUUUAAACAACCUACUGCAAAAGGAUUGA